AUGGAACCAUCUGCAAAAUCAACGCCAACAAUUUGUUUGUUGUUAUUGCUUUUGAGCGGUUUUAAAGGCAUAUAUAUGCAAUCCUGCCAACAGGAUUGCCAGCAAACGGUUAUACAAAGACGUAUCGAUGGUUCGGUCGAUUUCUAUCGUCCGUGGUCGGAUUAUAAAGUUGGCUUCGGUGAUCCUUCUAAGGAGUUUUUCCUUGGUUUGGAUGAAAUAAAUCGCCUCACAAAUAGUUGUCCCACUCAGUUGCUGAUUGUCAUGGACGAUUGGGAGGGUAAUCGACGUUAUGCCCAUUAUGAUGGAAUUAUUGUGGGCUCUGAAGGUGAGAAUUAUAACCUCAAACAAUUGGGUAAGUAUACCGGAUCGGCUGGCGAUUCAAUGACAUUUUCGUUGGGACAAAAUUUCACAACAUACGAUCGUGACAAUGAUGUGUGGUCGGGUAAUUGUGCGAUUUCAUCGUUUGCGGCAUCCAAACAAAAUGAAAGUCUUAUAAUUUAUGAUAUCCAUGGAAAACUAAAUGAAUUGGAGGAAAAUGUUGCAAAUACCCACAAAAAGUUGUUGGAAACUCAAACGAAUUUGACCAAUUGUUUAAAUGGAAAUCCCCAAUUAAAUGGUGUCUUGGAGAAAAUCCACAAAUUGGAAACGGGCUUUAAGGAGCUACGAACAAGCAUAAAGAAACCAAGUGAUAUUGUCAUUCAGCGACGUGUUGAUGGUUCAGAGGAUUUCUUUCGUCCCUGGGCUGAUUAUAAGUAG
Musca vetustissima is the source of this 756-nucleotide messenger RNA. Its product is annotated as ficolin-2-like. The transcript has 2 exons. The record is from RefSeq and is a predicted model, not a curated record. The coding region runs from base 1 to 756 and encodes 251 amino acids. NCBI's taxonomy places the organism in Eukaryota, Metazoa, Arthropoda, Insecta, Diptera, Muscidae.